UAUAUUUUUUGUUGUUUUACUACGUAGAUUAUUAGUUAACGUUAAAACGCAUUUUAUUAAAAUUAGGCAUCGUGUUUAUGAACGCCCCCGACGCUUGACACUUGAAACACUUCAAAACACUUGAGUUAAUAACUAACCAUUUUGUUUGAAAUUGUUACUUUUACAAGAACUUUUUAAAUAAUUCUUUGUCUCAUAAUCAUUACAAAAUGAGAACGAGUCACGCACAAUAUGUUAUGAUGGUGGAAUUUAUGGAAAAGAAUGGUGAUUUAUCAAAGCCAAGUGGUGGUCCUCGUGGUCGACAUUUUAUACAGCAAAAAUGGAAAGAAUUGGCAGAAAAAUUAAAUAGUGAUGGUAGCGGGGAUCCUCGAACGGAUGAUAAGUGGCGGAAAGCAAGUAUAUUGCUAAUAUUUUCUAAUAUUAGGACGCCUUUUAGUUAAUUAAGUAUUUUUGUUUAUAUUUCUGCAUGCCUACUAUAUAUCAACUGUGUGCUUAUUUCUUUGUAUAUUUAUUCAUCAAGGUUUGGAGUGAUUACAAAAAUAAUGUAAAAAGUAAAUGGGCCAAAAUUAAUAGGGCUGCUCAAGCUACGGGUGGUGGGCCUGCACUUCAAUUAUCAUUAACAGAUUUAGAAAAUCGAAUAAUGCAGAUAAUUGGAGUUCAGGCAGCUACAGGGAUGGCAGUAAAUGAAGCUGGAUUUGGAUUCAAUACUUCAGACACCCAGGUAGAAAGAGAAAAAAGUAGUCUUUUUUCAGAGGAAAAAAAUGAAACAGAAAAGGAAAAAAAUGUGAUAUCUUCGGAUUUAAAGAUCUGUAGCUCGACUGACAAUGAGCAGUUACAAUACACUCCAAUUGAUGUUACAAAUGAAGAUUGGAAUGUUCCUGGGACGAGUCAGCAACCCACGGCGGCUCCUUCUCCAAAACUAUGGAAGCCUCCACCAAAAAAAAAACCAAAAAUGGACAAGACUGCAUUGUUAGUGAAAAUGUUACGUGAGAAUGAGGCGAAAGCAAGAGAAUCUGAGAAUGAACGAGUUAGUUUAGUGUUAGAGCUUGAGAGAGAAAGAAUACGACAGCGUGAUGUAGAGCUUCCGUUGCAAGGUCAAUUGUUGGAGGUAAUGAAAGAGAUUUUAAAAGUGUUGAAUAAAUUUGUGGAUGACAGAAAUAAAUGA
Papilio machaon (common yellow swallowtail) is the source of this 1162-nucleotide messenger RNA. RefSeq lists its product as uncharacterized. Lineage: Eukaryota; Metazoa; Arthropoda; Insecta; Lepidoptera; Papilionidae. The record is from RefSeq and is a predicted model, not a curated record. The transcript has 4 exons. The coding region runs from base 464 to 1162 and encodes 232 amino acids.